This is a messenger RNA of Conger conger (European conger), 1479 nucleotides long. RefSeq names its product outer mitochondrial membrane lipid metabolism regulator OPA3 (gene opa3). Gene Ontology annotation, cellular component: mitochondrion. The record is from RefSeq and is a predicted model, not a curated record. The transcript is spliced from 2 exons. Bases 27 to 497 code for a protein of 156 amino acids. Lineage: Eukaryota; Metazoa; Chordata; Actinopteri; Anguilliformes; Congridae. Gene Ontology annotation, biological process: regulation of lipid metabolic process.
CCCUUCACUGAGGUGUUUCCGCCAAGAUGGUCGUCGGAGCUUUUCCCAUCGCUAAACUGCUGUAUCUGGGGGUUCGGCAAUUGAGUAAACCUCUGGCUAACCGAAUUAAGGCAGGUGCUAGGAGAAGCGAGUUCUUCAAGAAUUAUAUAUGUCUACCUCCGGCACAGCUCUACCACUGGAUCGAAAUGCGCACGAAGAUGCGGAUAAUGGGCUUCCGUGGAUCGGCCAUUAAGCCGCUGAACGAAGAUGCGGCGGCUGAACUGGGGGCGGAGCUUCUGGGCGAGGCCAUCAUCUUCACGGUGGGCGGGGCCUGCAUGGUGCUGGAGUACAGCAGGCAGGCUGCUAACGCACGGCGGAAGGAGGAGGAGCUUAACCAGAGCAUCACCGACCUGCAGACGCAGCUGACAGAGCUGACCCUGGUCACUGAGACUCAGGACACACAGCUGAGGGAGGUGAACAGGCUGCUACACUCCCUGCCUGCUCCUGCGCAGAAAUAGAGGCAGCACCCCCUGCUGGACUGGAGGGGUCUGGACCGGGUUAGGUCCGUGGAGAAAAGGAGAGAAGGUCUGACACACAUACACACACAGCUGUGCCCCUGGUAGAGUACUGCUACACACACACACACACACACACACACACACACACCCACCCCUUGGCCAACAGAGCUGGACGUGUCUGCUAAGAUUAUUAUGAAUAAUAUAUUUGGUUGAUGCAAGUGUAACUUGAUUGAAUUGUGUGGUACCGUAAGCAAAGAGCUUGUGGCUGCAACCUGAAAGUCCCCAUAGGCCCAACAUGGAGAAAUGGGAACGUGUUGUUUAGAAGUGUGUUUCUCACGUUCCUUACAGUACAAUGCAGCGUUUAUAAGGGGAAGGAUGUUAUGCACUCAUGAUUGGGGAAGAUGUGCUUUAUUGAAUUUAUUUAUUUUUGGGAAAUGAUGCUCCAUAUCAGGGAUCAACUCUGGCCCUUGAAUCCAAAUUUAGCCUCGGCUUUCUGCCGGAUAAUUGAUGCUACUGAUUUGCCAGGCUGGCUUCACACCUGUCUCCUCGUUAAGUGGAGGGUGGAACUCUUGGACCUCGAGGACUGAGAGUUGCUGAUCCCUGCUCUAUUAAGGAUAAGACAUAGGGAGAAUUUGAUUCAGCUUGAUUUGUUCUGUCUCCCUUUGUUACCAGUGAUUAAUAAAGCACUGUGGUUUUUCUGCUUUGUGCUGCCAAAAUGUACCCCAUGUCCCACGAAAUGGCAACAAACGGACCUUAAAUCCUGUAAAAACUAUUAUCACAUUGAUUGUGUAGGCAGGAUGAGCAACACAUUUAAAAAACAUCCAAUUUCUGCUCCUACUGCCUGAGAGCAAAUGUUUGAGUAAAUAUCCUUGACCUACUGAGUGCAUUCAAUACACGAUAUGUUGGUUUCCUGAAAAUAUUGGAUGGUAAAUGCAUGAAGAAUAUGUCAAUGGAUUCCUGUAAAAUAAAAUGUAAUUUUCUA